Molecule: messenger RNA, 413 nt
Organism: Caenorhabditis angaria
Lineage: Eukaryota; Metazoa; Nematoda; Chromadorea; Rhabditida; Rhabditidae
Source: the annotation of a GenBank genome assembly
AUGCACAGAAUUCUAAUAAUUUCAAUUUUAUCUGUGAUUACAGUAAACGGAGAAAAUGUAUGUUUUUCAGAGUUUCCAGACAACAUAAUAUUUUUAGAAAACUUCCUCGAACUUCCAACUUCUCUUCGGAAUUGGUUGCAAAACGUGCAACAGAACUUUGGAAUUUUUCCUACCUUCAAAUAUUUACGAAGCUUAUGAAAGAGUAGAUAAUUCGGUGAAUGUGAGUUGAAAAGUUUUCUUUUUUUUUGAAAAUAGAAGCUUGAAAAUUUCAGGCAACAGUUUGUCAAUUUCUACCAUCGGAUGUCGAAUUUAAUUGUGUAACAGCGAUAACAACUCCUGGAAAAAUCGCCUAUCUUUUGGGAUAUAAUUUUUUGAAUAGGUAUCGUCUUUUUUAUUGUGCAUUGUUGUGUUGA